Molecule: messenger RNA, 920 nt
Organism: Morus notabilis
Lineage: Eukaryota; Viridiplantae; Streptophyta; Magnoliopsida; Rosales; Moraceae
Product: peptidyl-prolyl cis-trans isomerase FKBP20-1
Exons: 6
Coding region: 144-704 (186 amino acids)
Biological process (GO): protein peptidyl-prolyl isomerization
Cellular component (GO): cytoplasm
Molecular function (GO): peptidyl-prolyl cis-trans isomerase activity
Source: RefSeq, a predicted model, not a curated record
UAUGGCCACCGGAGCUCUCGGCUACGACCAAAUUCUGACCCGAUUUUCGUCGCCGAAUCCACCCGACAACCCGGUUACUCCUCUCCGUUUCUCCAAUUCCGAUAUCAGCUAAGAAUUUCUAGACCGUUGAAAGAUUGCAAGCCAUGGGGGACGCUAUUGAUUUAACCGGAGAUGGAGGCGUCAUCAAGACGGUUAUAAGGCACACAAAAGCAGAGGCGAUUGCUCCAACAGAAGAUCUCCCCCUUGUUGAUGUUCAUUAUGAAGGCACUCUGGCAGAAACUGGUGACAUCUUUGAUACUACACGUGAAGACAAUACGAUUUUCUCUUUUGAGCUCGGAAAGGGGACUGUGAUCAAGGCUUGGGACAUCGCCUUACGAACUAUGAAGGUUGGGGAGAUAGCAAAAAUCACUUGCAAGCCGGAAUAUGCGUAUGGAAGUGCCGGCUCCCCGCCCGAUAUUCCGCCAGAUGCCACACUUAUAUUUGAGGUGGAGUUAGUUUCCUGCAAUCCACGGAAGGGAUCAAGUCUCGGCAGUGUUUCAGAGGAGAGGGCUAGACUAGAAGAGCUGAAGAAGCAGAGGGAGAUUGCCGCUGCAACCAAAGAGGAAGAAAAGAAGAAAAGAGAAGAAGCCAAAGCUGCCGCGGCUGCUCGUAUUCAAGCUAAGUUGGAAUCCAAGAAAGGGAAGGGAAAGGGCAAAGCAAAGUAGGGCCAUAUAACGACAUAUACAUUUAAAUGAAAGUAGUUUUGUCAUUUGCCAGAUUGCAUAACUUGACUGGGUUAAUUUCUAUAACUCUUAAAGAGGUAUUUUUAAGUCCCAAUUAUGUUGUAAUACUAAAACAAAACAGUUAAUGCUUUUCUUAUGGGUGAGAUAGGUCGGUCCUUUUGUGUUCAAUAUGAAAUUUCGAGACGGCUGUUCAACUCA